AUGAAUGCAAAGUCAAACCAAAGAGCCCAGAACCUGUUUGUUUUGCUGCAUCAAAUGUCUGUUUUGACCAUGGCUGCAUUCAACAGACCAUUGCUUCCUCCAAAACAUGAAGAUGCUGAUAUAUUGUCAAGACAACAAGAACAAGCAGAUCUUGAAAAAAUGAAAAUGUUUGUACAACUUCGACAAGAUUUAGAAAGGGUCCGGAAUUUAUGCUACAUGGUUAGCCGAAGAGAAAAAUUAUCACGUUCAUUUUUUCGUAUGCGAGAACAGACCUUCCACAAACAAGUGGCAGUGUUAAGUGAUGCAAAUUGCAGUCUGAAAGGCAAAGAAGUAGCUGCUGUAAUAGAAGCAAAUCAUGGACCAUCAAUUUAUGAUAAGUUAUAUUCUCAGCCUUCUACUGAGGACCAAACUGAAAAUUUUGAAGUUGUGUUAGCACGUAUUGCAGGUGUUUCAUCUCCUAUUUAUUCUUGUUCUGAGGAAAAGAGUAAGAUUGACCUCAAUGGACUGAUCAAAUGUUCUGAUAAAAAAUCUCUAGAUAAUCCAUACAAGAGGUUGUAUUUCAAUGGUGCAACAAGGCGACGUAGCAGUUUUUACAGUAUAUCUAGUGGGAGUGAUACUGAUUUAGGAAUAGGCAGCAGCAGAAGGAUUGACAUUAAUCCAUCUCAUCAUAAAGGUGUUAAUAAGUGUGUUUCUUUACAAUCAAGUCUUCAAGAUGGUAUGCUAUCCAGUUCAGAAGAUGAAAAAAUUGGAAGUGCACUUCACAAACAUCUUAACUGUGGUAGGAAAGGUAUAAUUUCAGAUAUGGCAAAAUUAUCAGAAAGACGGAAUUGUAAAAGAAGUAUAUUAUCCAGAUUAAGAGUUGAAACUUCAAGUGAAGAGGAAAGUAAAUCAAAUAACUUGUGGCAUAAUCCAUGUAGUAGGACUUUACGACAAAUGGAACGUGAAUUAGGUGAUAAAAUCUCAGGUAGUGAUGAUAGUGAAGAACUCUUACCAAUUGUGGGAACAAAAAAUCGUCAGCAUCCGAUAAGUGCUAUUUAUUCAGAUAGUGAAUCUGAUUUAUCUUUAAAAGGUGAGUCUACUAAUCAAAAUGAAGAUAAAUCAUCUAAUGCUCCUAGUGAUUCACAUCAGCAUGUCUUGCGUACUAAGGCAGCUGUAAAGGAAUUUUCUGCAGGCAUACAGUCUGUGGAUUUACCAGUUCAGAAGAAUGCCUCUAAACCUGUAGGAAGUGCAAAACAUAGGUGUAAAUCUGUUGAUAUAAAUGAUGAUGAUUCUACCAAAGACAAAGAAAAUGUUAAAUUAUCACAUAAAAAAGAACUUGAUACCACGGAAUUAAUUGUUCCUCAGAGACAAGCUGCUAAAAAGGCCACUGAGAGCAUGCGUUUCUCACAGAAUAAACCUAAAGACCAAACUGGCUCAGAACAGGAUGUGCUUAAACCCUCAGUAAAUGAAGAUAUCAAAAUCAAACCUAAAUCUAAAAUUAAAAACCGGGAAGGAAAAGAGAUGAAAAUUAAUAAAGAUGGAAAAUUAAGUGAUAUAUAUGAUUUUGAGAAAGAUAGUAGUGAUGCCCAAGAGAUUCUUGCUUAUGUUCCUCAGAGACAAGCAGCAAAAAAGGCAGCUGCCCAUAUAAAAAGUAGUGGUAAUGUGAAAACAGUCUCAGGAGAAUUGGAAGAAGAAAAUAAAAUUAAGAAGGAAGAUUCUAAUUCUCCACCAAAAUGUAAAAAGGAAGAAGAAGUCAAAUUAAAAAAGGAUUCAGACAAUGAAAAACAAGUAGAUGUAAAAAAUCAAGAAUGCCAAAGAAAAUCCAGAAAUAUAUUGGCAUCUUUAUCUUCAUCUUCUUCAUCUUCAUCUUCUUCUAGUGAUUCUUCGUCUGACAGUGAAGUCAAAAAUGGACAUAAAGUGAAACUGGUGAAAAAAGACGUAAAAAAUGUCGAGAAAAAAAUUUCUGACACUCUAUCGGCAAAGAAAGAUUCACAGAUGAAAGUUCGUAGAAAAAAGGCUGUCACUGCUUCGGACUGGACUUUUCCUAAUAAGGAAGACCAGUUAACCAGCAGUUCCACCUGCAGUGAUUCAGAAUACGAUGAAACCAUUCAGAGUAAAAAGAAAGGUUGCAUAGCCUCACAUGAAAGUGAAAAUGAAGGUCUUAUUGAGAACAAAAAAGAGGAAAGUUCUGUUGGAAAACUUGAUUCUUGUACAUUAAAGACAUCUGAUAAUACUGAGAGAAAAAAUACAAAUUCAAAACUGGCUGGUAAGAAAUUCAAGAAGGCGCCUGAUAAGAAGCUUAAAACUUCCGACGGGCGGCCUGAACAUGAGUUUCAGCCGCCAGUUUCUGAAAGGGAAAAAUUGUCCAAAGCCAAAGACAAAUUUUUCAGGAGAAGAAAAUAUGUCUGUCACGAGGCUACUGCAUCAAAUGAUGGUGAUAGACUCAGAAACACUGAGACCAAAUCAAGAGAUUUACUUGGCAAUGAAAAUCGAAACAGUUCCUGCGAAGAUAGCUUCGAAAAAGAAUCCUCAUCAAAAGGUAAUCCUUGCCACCGAUCGAGUUCUCCGCGAGCUGAGGAGUUGUCGAACUGGUCUGGAAACAGAGAAUCAGAUCCAGAAAAAAGAGAUGAGAAAGCUGAGAUUGAAGAAACGAAAAUUGAAGGAAGGAAGGGAAAAUCAAGCGAAAAAUUUGAUGAGCCAGAAGACACAAGUCAGUGUGAAGAAAGAAAUGACAAGAAAGCAAAAGAGAGAAGCAAGUCCAGUGAUGUGUUGCCAACUACGACCGAGAAAAUUGACAAAGUAACAGUUGAAUCAGAUUGUUCAGUUAAAGAAGUGAAAUUUAGUGAUAUCAAACAUAAGAAGUCAGCUGAAGAUUCCAAGUUAACUGAGGUUAAAGUUCAAAAAAAUUCAGUGAAAGACAGUGUUACUAAAGAACACACCACGUCAAAAUUAGAGAAAGAAAUUGCCCAAAGAAAGGCCGAAAGAGAGACGAGGAGCAAGUCCAACAGUAAAGGUUGCUUAGAAAGACUAUUUGAAAAAAGGGAGAAAACUAUAGAAAAAAUUCUGUUUAAGGCAAGUGGUAGAGAAUUGUUGGAUGGUCACGAAAAAAAUAAUAUAUGUCCCAAAACUAUUGAAAAAAUUGAAACCCAUGAUUUUGAAAAGUUACAACUAAUGGAGCGUAAAGGAGAAUUUACUGAUAAUGACCCAAUAAACGUUAAUGAAAAAGAAAAUGUACGAAUUGCUAGAGAUAGUCCAAAUACUAUACAAGAGAACUGCAAGCAUGAGGACAUUUCCAAAGUUAUUCUUGACCUGAAAAUGCAACAUAGGGUCAUUCAAGGGUUAGAAAGAGAAGGCAAAAAGAAAGAUAAAACUAAUAUCACUGAAAAUAAUAAUAGUUGCAGUAGUAAUAACAACAGCAACAAUAGUAGUGGUAGCAGCUAUAGUAACAAUGUCGGUUCUAGAGAUUUAUUUAACAAAAGCUUAAAGUACAAUGCUGCAAUAACUAAUGUAGAAAAACAUUUACGGAAGAGUGAGAAACACUCUGUUAUUCAUAAGGCUUGUAAGCAAAUAACAAGCAACAAAACAGACUUAGAAUCUCAGAUUGGUACAAAAGUUCCAGAAAUUCCUGGGAAUCAUUCAACUAAUGUGAUAGAUUUCAGUUCUGACAAAGAAAAAGUUUCUAGUGAAUAUAAAGUUGCUGAUAACAUUGAUGAUAAAAGUAGAAGAAAAUUGAAAACUUUCUCUCGAAACAAAAAAAUAAAUUCUCUUCACCAUGAACCUAACACAAAAGAGAAAAUUGAAAAACUAAAAAAUGAUCAUAAUGCUAAGUUGACGAGUAGUAUUCUUCAUGAUGGUGAAAGGACUAAGAAGAAUUCUAAAUGUGUGUCAAAAGAAAAUGUCUUAAGAUCUCCUGUUAAUAAUUUAUUUGGAGAAAAAGAGACAUCUCGGAGAUUUUCAAAAGAAAUUUAUUCAUCAGAAUAUAUUACAAAUGUUGAUCAUCCUGUUAAAGCCCCUCUCUCACAAUCAUUUAAUGCUUCUCAUUGUUCAGAAAAAACAAGUAUUGUUGAAACUAGUACUGAUAGCGUUGUCCCAGAGUCUGACACAGAACUACGGAAACAUAAGUCAUCUACAGUAAAUUCUUCUGUUCAGCAUCAGCGUUCUAUAUUUUCACCCCAACAGCAGCCAAAGGAACCAGGAGUUUCAGAAUUAUUUGAUUUUGAAAAUGAUAUACUGGCUGUUGAUGAAUCUGUUAAUGAUGAUGGAUUCAGUAUUCCAAGAGACUCAGACGAAAUGUUGCGAGCACCCCUUUCAUUUUCUUUUAGCAGUGAAUUUUUAUUCAAAGAGGAUACAAAAGAGGAUAGUGCACGGGAAACAUUGAAUUUAGUUGAAAAACUAAGGCUCGAAUAUGCAAAAAAAUCAACAUCCAAUGUUAUAACACCAGACAUAUCAGAAUCAAAGACUGCAUCUUCAUGUCUUACUACUACCACUACCACUACCACUACUACUUCCACUACACCUACUACAUCAAUUAACACUUCGACUGCUAUGAAUUUUUCAGUGGCUACUGCUACUAUUACUUCUACUAUUAGUACUGCUGCUACUACUACAACAACUACUACUACUACUACUACUACUACUUCUGUUACCACUGCUACUGCUACAACUACCACUACCACUGCUACUGCUACAAUAACUACUACUGCUACUGCUACAACUACUACUGCUACUGCUACACCUACCACUACUAGUAUCAAUGACAACAGUGCAGAUGUCCCCAUGUGCUCUUCUACUUCUCCACAUCCUACCUCUACUGCUGCAACUACUUCUCCUGUUUCACCUUCUCCCCCAUCUCCUCCUCCUCCCCUUUCUUCUUCUUCUUCUUCUUCUUCUUCUUCUACUACUUCUACUACUUCUACUACUACUACUACUACUACUACUACUGCUGCUGCUGUUGCUGCUACUACUACCACCACCAACACUGCUGCCAACACAUCUACUACUUCCAUGACCACCACACUUACUGAUCCUGUGGUAUGUUCUACUGCUAUCACAACAGCAACUGGAGCUAAUUCAGUUUCCACUACCGAUAGCAGUAAUGCUUGCGGUAAUAAUAUUGCUGUUUCUACAGCACCAUCUCAAAAUUUUUCUCCUCCCCCUCCAUUACUAUCAUCUCCAGGCAUUCCUCUAAUUACAACUUCUAAGACUGCUACGUCUGUUCCUGAUAUUUCUCCCGAUACUGUUGGUAUUACUACUCUCAUCACCACAAUAAGUACUUCUAAUACGGGUGUCUGCCUCCCUUCCCUUUGUUUGUGUAAUAGUGGCAAAGAUUGCAGUUGUAAAUUGAACAAAAGUAGUAGUAGUAAUAGUGGUGGUGGUGGAGGUUGUAAUAGUAGUAGUAACAGCAGCAGCAAGAGUGUGAAAAACAGUAACAAGUGUGCUGUUGGUAACAGUAGUAGUAGUAGCAGCAGUAGUAGUAAUAGUAAUGUUAGCUGUAAUAAUAGUAGUAGUGGUGGCAGUGGUAGUGGUAGCAGAAAUAGGAGUAGGGGCAGUAGAAGUAGGAGUAGUGGUGGUGGUGGUGGUGGUGGUAGUAGUAGCAGUGGUAGUAUUGGUAGUAGUGAUAAGAGCAGCAGCAGUAGUAGUUGUGGCAGUGGUGGUAAUAGUAACAAAAGUAGAACUAAUAGUGGUAGAGGUGGCAGUGGCAGCAGCAGUGGUUGUAGUAGUAGUAGUAGUAGUAGUACUGAAGGUGGUGGUGUUAUUGCUGCUGCUUCUACUGCUACUACUACUACUACUACUACUACUACUACUACUACUACUACUACUGUUGCUGAUGAUGAUGCUGAUGCUACCACCACUAUUACUACUGAUGUUCCUGCUGCUAGUAGUACUGCUGCUGGUGCUACUACUACUACUACUACUACUACUACUACUACUACUACUACCACCACCACUAUCACAACCACCAAUACUACUACUACUACUACUGCUGCUGCUGCUGCUGCUGCAGUUACUACUACUACUGCUGCUGCUGCAGUUACUACUACUGCUGCUAACAGCACUGUACCUGAUGGGGUGAAUGAGGAAUCAAGAAUUAAAGAGGAUGAACAAAUUCCUGCUGUGAAGGUAGAAAACAGUAACAAUUUUUAUAACACCCAAGUGAAUGAAUUUUGCAGAAUUACGGGUUCAGUUGAUAAUCCUUGUCCUCCAGUGGCAGCAAGGAAGGAUGUGCAUGAUGGAAAGGCGGAUAUGUCUCUCUACAGUGGUAAUAUCAAUGUACCUUUUGAUUUUCGUCAGUGUGGAGGUCAUCUUGAUGUUUCGAAAGUAUCACCUAGGAGAGACAAACUUGAUAAAAAUAAUGGUUCUCAAUCUGAUGAACAGUGGGUUCCUCCCAGUCUCGACUUUAUAAACUCCCAUCAUCAUUCACUUUUGCCCCAUCCCUACGAGUCAGUUCCUCCUCCAUCAGUUGAUUGCCAAUCUGCUUCAUCUCCAUAUGCAGACAUUCCAAAUAGAACAAAAUGGGAUGAUAGUGAAGUUCUUCCUGUUAGGCGGUCAUCGUCGUCUUCUGCUGCAUCGUCGUCUUCAUCUUCGUCAUCUUCUCAUCGAGAAGACAUAGAUUUGCAAAAAAAUGAUGAUUUGCAACUUGAACCCCAUACACCUGGUGUUGAUAUUUCAUCUUAUCAAAGUUUACAUACUGCGAUUCCUUCUUUCCAACCUUGUACUCUCACUGAUGCGCCUCCAUUUCAUCCUUAUUCUGAAGCUACACCAUUUGUUGGAUCUGUUACUUUGUUUCCCCCAUCUACUUGUCCGCAGUUACCUUUCCCAUCACCUGGGAUGUUCCCACCUCCUUUUGGAUCCUCAUUCUCUGCCUCCCACUCAGUUUUACCCUCCGUUCCAAAGUCUCCCGAGGAUCAAGGAUCGAGAGCCCCUCCUUGUGUUGCCACAUUUACAUCAUCGUCUCACAACAUGGCUCUUACAGCUGCCAUGGUUUCUCCUUCAGUUCCUACAUCAACUGUUGUUGCAUCUGUUCCUUCCCCAGUUCUUCAGAUGGAUCCUUCACUUGCAUCAGCAUCUUUCACCACUCAGGGACAUAUUCAGCAAUUGCCUGAAUCUCUCUCACCAAAUUCUGGUUGUCAAAUUCAAGCCUCUCAGAAACUUGCAGAAAAUAAAGAGCAUCAACUUUCAAAGCAGCAAGAAAACCCUCGGGAGUUGCAACAAAAACAGUUACAACCCCAUCAACUUCCCCAAACCACACUUAUGUCUCAACAGCUUUCAGUAAUUCCAUUGCCUUUACCUUCAGUACCUUCACCAUCCUCUUCUCCUCAGUUGCCACCAUCACCAGCUCUGCCUCCACCACCUCCACCACCACCACCGCCACCUCCUCCUCCGCCACCACCACUUUCUUCCUCCUCUUCCUCCUCUUCAUCAUCAUCUUCUUCCUCGUCUUCAUCCUCAUCUUCAUCAUCACCACCUCCUCCUCCAUCUGCUGCAGCCGCUGCUGCUGCUGCUGCUUCUUCUUCUUCUUCUUCUGCAUUCAUUCCUGGGCCUUUACAAUUACCAUUAUCUACCCAAGAUUCACCUCCAGUGAAACCUUCAUCAAAUUGCACACUAGGUGGUAAAAAGUCACCAGUAAAACCUACUAGAACUUCAGCUCGUUUUACAUCACAAUUAGGUAAAUCGCCGGGGAAAUCACCUCGACAGGAGGUUUCUAUUGCAAAAUCUGCUCAAAAUCGUGUUCGUGAAAAUGGUGGUAAACGUUCAAGUAGUGGAAAGAUUACAGUUAGUCGAUCAAUUUAUAAUCAGCCUCGUGGUGCAACCCGCCGUGGUCGAGGCCGAGGAAGAAAUCAAUUUACUCAAAUGUUUCAAGAUAAUGAAUAUCAUAGUAAUAACACAAUACAUAGUAAGUUAGUUGGGACUGUGUACGAUUUAGAAUUUGAUGACGAUUCUCCAAGUGAAAGUGUUGAGAAUCUACGAGCAAUGCGGGAAAGGAGGCGAUCAACUGAUGUGCAUGAGAAAAAAUCUGAUGUUACACUAAUUCCAAAAGAUUCACCAUCUUCUCCAAAGUUAUCAAGUCCAACACUUCCUGUUCAAAAUUCAAAAAUUCGUUCCUCUUAUAACAGUGUUGAUGUUAAAGAGUUGCAAGCUCCUUUACCUCUCAGAUCUCAGGACAGUGAAAUAGCAUCAACCCUCUCACCAAUUCCCAAUGCAUCUUCUGAACCAUUUCAAGAUGUAGUUCAACCUCUCUUACCUGGUCCUGUUGAUAUGCGCACUUACAACACUUCUUAUGAACCUAAUACCAAUAAUAAUUCUGCUGCUUACAAUAAUAGUCUGUUGGGAACUUUCACAUCUGAAACAUCUGAACAACAUGUAGCAGACUUUGAAGAUGAAAUGGAAAAUGAUUUGCAUUCUGUAUUAGUAGAGAGUAAACGCUUGAACAUCAAUCAAACCUCUGGUGAGCAUUGUAAUUCAGUGGACGGUAAUAGAAUUGUUCAAGAACAAUCUGAUUCCUGUGCACUAUCCAAUAACAAAGUAUCCCUCACUGAUUCACGCAACCAGCUGAAAGUUAAAAUAAAAGGUCCCUUUUUAGAUGCAAACUAUGCAGCUGCCACUGCUGCAGUAACUUCAUUGACACAACAGCAACCUACGUUGCCUACAUUGAAUUCUCUUGAUGUUCCAUCAAGUAUUAUUCCUACUGCAAUUACAGCAGUGUCAUCAGCAACUUCCUCAUCGGGUACUUCAAAUCUUCGACGCAUGCGAAAAAAGGAACUUUUGCGGCAGUACUGGACUCAAGAUAUGAAUAUGGAUGAUCCCACUAGUGCUCCAACUGGGCAAGCAAUGGUGCCAACCGCCACUCCUCCAGUUAACCGUACUGUAAUCACAAUUCCUAAAGCUGUUGCAUCGAUGACAAGCAUUCCUACACGUGAAGAUUAUAAAGCAGUAGUUGAUGCUAAUAUGGAAAAAAAGCGUCGCAAAGAAAAACUUAGCAUUUCUUCGUCUGUAUCUCGAGAAUUAAGACAUUUAGAUAUUCCAUUAAAUGUGGAUGACACUCCUGAUCGGAGAAGGAAUGUUGGCGCAAGUGUGACCUCAUUAGCCCAUUUACCUGAUGGAACUACUCCACCUACUAAAAGGAGAGGUCGCCCUCCCAAAGCAACUGCUUCUCCAUCUGAACCAAUGGCUCCUAAAUUGAAAAUCAAAAUUGGGAAUAGUAUUGUAGCUGCAUCUGAUGCAGAUUGCAACAUUGAAGAAAAGAAACUGCGUGUGCGACCUCCCAAGAAGAGACUAACAAAUGUUCAGAUGCCUUCUGUUGAUGAAUUGAAAAGGGAAAGUAUGAAAUUUCGUCGUAGAAUUAUGGCAGAUUUUGAAGAAGAAGAGAAAAAGAGUAAAGUGGUUUCUGGUAAGCGACGUAAGCAGCGGCUGCCAGAUCCUCAACGUAAAGUUGAACUUGUUGACAAAGUAACUUCUGAGAAAAUUACUGCUCCUAAAAUUGUUAUUCGUAUAAAUAAGCGUGUUAGUGGUAGUGCAGGUAAUGAUAGUAUUAAAAGUGUCCCUGAUGAAAGUACUGGAGUACCUCUCCGAACUGAAGAAAAUUGCGUGUGUCAAGAUGUUGCAUCUUCUCCUACAGGAAGUGAUAAAGGACCCAUUUUGCUUUCAAAGGAGGAAGAAAGUUCUGUGACAAAAGUGGUACCUGCAGACAAUAACAGUAGUAGUAAAAGUAGAUUAAUGCCAGAAAAUAUACGGACGUCCAAAGUGAGCCCUAUUCGUUUAAAGUUAGCCAGAUGUCAAGAAGGUUAUGUGAUGAAAACACAGCCCCAACAAGUGUCAACAUCUGAAUUGCCAACCAACAUUACUCCAAAUAACACAAAGGAUGUUCACAACGAUGAUGGUAGUGUUAGAGAGCUGAAAAAUACUUUACAUGUCAUCAAGGGAUGUGAAGUUAGGUGA
Gryllus bimaculatus (two-spotted cricket) is the source of this 9915-nucleotide messenger RNA. The record is from the annotation of a GenBank genome assembly. NCBI's taxonomy places the organism in Eukaryota, Metazoa, Arthropoda, Insecta, Orthoptera, Gryllidae.